UUUUACCCUUUAUAACCUAAAAACUACAUCUAUAUAUAGCUCCAGCACUCCCGAAUUCAUGUUCAAUUUUGAUACAAUCUUUUUACAUUAGUAUAGAAUGGUGGAACAGAAUAAAUAAAAAGAACAGCAAAGAAUAAUUGUUGCAAUAAUCAUUUUUUUUAUUCAUUGAAUCAUAAUGCAUAAAAUUGUAUAUUAGAAUAGCAUAUAGAAAUAUUCGUCUGCAAGAUGACAACAGAAGUAGAUAAAUUGGAAAACGAACAAGCCACGCAUUUGAAAACUCAAUUCGUUGGCCUUGAUGGAGAAGCAGGAGAAACAAGGUGUUUACUUUGCGAUGUGAAAUUCAUUUUGCCUACUUGCGAAAAACAAUUUCUCUCACACUUAUUCGAAACUCAUCGUCUCGUCAUUGGCGAUGUUUGGAAAAUUGCUAGCCUUCGAAGUUAUGUUCACUAUUGGGGUGUAAAGUUUAGGGAAGCCCCAAUAACAACCUAUUGCACAACACUUUUAAUGGAUUGUACUCCUGAUGGAAAAUCAAGCAAGAAUGAAGUUUAUUAUCUACUGUCCGAUUGCAUUAGUGAGGACAAAACUUUGCGAGACGAAUUGCAUAGAACACGAUUGGAUUUGGUCCUAUCGAAACAGGCCUUUGAAAGAACGGACACAGCUUUCAAACGUGGUUGUAUAUUCUGUAGAAUGGAAAUUUCAGGUUUGCGCUCAGAUUAUUUGAAGCAUCUAUCCCAAAAGCACAAUGUUCAAUUGGGAAAACCAGAAAAUCUGGUUUUCGUUGAUGAACUCUUCGAUAGAAUUCACAAUAGUAUCGAAAGUUUAACGUGCAUCUAUUGUGAAAGGAUAUUCAAAGAUCGCAACGUUUUGAAAGAGCACAUGCGGAAGAAGCUACAUAAACGUGUCAAUCCGAGUAACAAAAGUUAUGACAAAUAUUACAUUACGAAUUAUUUGGAGCAAGGCAGCGAUUGGCGCCAGAAACAGGCUGACGAGACAAAUGAUGGAAGUGAUAACGAGGAAGAGGACAGCUCAUGGGGUGACUGGGACGGUGACAACGUUUCCAUAACUUGUUUAAUUUGUCCAAAUUCCGAUGAAGAUUUUACGAAAAUACUUGAACACAUGAGAAAUGAUCACAACUUCGAUUUUUCAAUGUUCACGAAAGACAUGAAUUUUUACGAAAAGGUGAAAGUCGUGAAUUAUGUAAGGCGUCAGAUUUAUGAAAAGAAAUGUAUUUAUUGUGAGGAAGAAACGGAAAAUCUGACUGCACAUAUGCGCGAAAGAGAGCAUGAAAAAUUGCCUUCGUCCGGAGUAUGGAAUCGACCAGAAUUUUAUUUUCCGAUGUACGAGACUGAUUCGUUUCUCUAUAAUCUCGACUCGACCAGUGACAGUGAAGAGGAGAUCUCGGGAAAUUUGACGAAACAAAUAAAAGAAGUAUUGUAAACGCAUCGGAAAAUGUUCAUAAAUGAAAAGAAUAAUUGACCAAAAUGACAAAUUGUUAAAUAUUUAUAUCGUUAUACAUAAAUUUAUCACCAUUUACAAAAAUCACGAAAUAAGGAA
This is a messenger RNA of Venturia canescens, 1554 nucleotides long. Its product is annotated as zinc finger protein 277. NCBI's taxonomy places the organism in Eukaryota, Metazoa, Arthropoda, Insecta, Hymenoptera, Ichneumonidae. The coding region runs from base 226 to 1437 and encodes 403 amino acids. The transcript has 8 exons. The record is from RefSeq and is a predicted model, not a curated record.